Wallemia ichthyophaga EXF-994 is the source of this 1143-nucleotide messenger RNA. RefSeq names its product Pre-mRNA-splicing factor cwf25. Bases 1 to 1143 code for a protein of 380 amino acids. The transcript has a single exon. NCBI's taxonomy places the organism in Eukaryota, Fungi, Basidiomycota, Wallemiomycetes, Wallemiales, Wallemiaceae. The record is from RefSeq and is a predicted model, not a curated record. Gene Ontology annotation, cellular component: U2-type spliceosomal complex. Gene Ontology annotation, biological process: mRNA splicing, via spliceosome.
AUGGGCGGCGGUGAUCUAAAUAUGAAAAAGAGCUGGCAUCCUAUGCUGAUGAAGAACCAGAGAGUGGUUUGGGAUAAAGAGCAGGAUGUUCUCCACGAGAAGAAGAAACUUGAGCAGUUGAGAAGGGAGAAGGAGGAGGAGAGGCAACUGCAGCAACUGCAGCAAUUACAACACGCUUCUACGGGCUCAGCACCUUCCGACAGAAUGGAAUGGAUGUACGCUGCUCCUGCCACCGCUAACUCUUUAAACUCAUCCGAAAUGGAAGAUUAUCUCCUUGGCAAGAAGAGGGUUGAUCAUAUUCUAAAGGGUGACGAUGAGAAAGGGCUAGCGGGUCAGCAGCAACAGCAACCUCAACAGCAUCCCAACAAUCCCCGUGACACCUCCUCUAAGAUCAAACUAGACCCAAUGCUCGCAAUUAAACAACAAGAACAAGCUGCUUACGACGCUCUCCUUAAAAACCCAUUUAAACUUGGUCAGCUGAGGGAAUCCGCAGGUCAUUCAUCCUCUUCCUCUAGAGCUGAAAAAGAUGAACGCAAACAAGCUAGACAUGAAAAGAGGUUGUUCAAGGAGAGUUUAAGAGAGGGUAAAACACGUAAUGAUAGAUUGGGUGAUAGGUAUGGUGAUAUAAGGGGUGAUAGACGGAGUGGUAGAUACAGCGAUAGAUACAACGAUAAAUAUAGCGAUAAAUAUAGCGACAGAUACAGUGACAGAUACAGCGACAGAUACAGCGACAAAUACAGUGACAGAUACAGCGACAAAUACAGUGAUAGAUACAACGAUAGAUACAACGACAGAUACAACGAUAGAUAUCGUGAUAGUCAUCGCUACUCCCCACCACCACGCAAGCAUCACUCCCCAUCACAGCAUCCCCCAAAUCCCUCCUCACAGUCUCGCGCUGAUAAGUUGGCCGCUAUGUCAGCUUCUGCCCAAUCACUCCAAUCCGAACGCGACAUUCGCCUCGCAGACAUGCAACGCAAGGAUGAUGCCGAGAAGAAGCGUGACGAUAUUGCUAGAUCCAGAGAUGUGAAAUAUGGCAACCACAAUCAAUUCAUUGCAAACGAGCAACGUAAAGUUUAUUCUGGAGAUGGCGGUCUAGCUGAGCAAAUGAGACGGAGGGGUGGUAACGGUGGUGGUGUAGUGUAA